Messenger RNA from Rhodamnia argentea, 3525 nucleotides. RefSeq names its product transcription initiation factor TFIID subunit 4b. The record is from RefSeq and is a predicted model, not a curated record. Gene Ontology annotation, cellular component: transcription factor TFIID complex. The transcript has 13 exons. Gene Ontology annotation, molecular function: RNA polymerase II general transcription initiation factor activity; DNA binding; protein heterodimerization activity. The coding region runs from base 783 to 3335 and encodes 850 amino acids. NCBI's taxonomy places the organism in Eukaryota, Viridiplantae, Streptophyta, Magnoliopsida, Myrtales, Myrtaceae. Gene Ontology annotation, biological process: transcription initiation at RNA polymerase II promoter.
AGUUCAAAUUUGUUGGGGAUGCAUUAGUUCAAGUAUCUGUGAACUUACUUUAGAGCUGAUGUGAUAUAAUUAUUUACUAGCAUGUGAGGAUGAGAUGGUGAGACGUUCUUUGGUUUCUUUGUCUUAUUUGCGAAUUUGGAUUUCCUUGAUGAAGCCAUAAACACGAGCCUCUUAUAAACGGGGACUGAAUUUAUGUGGGAGAAAUUUUCUGUGACCAGGAGGAUCAGUAGGUAGGUAUUUGAUAUCGUGACUAAGAGAUUGUUCAGGGGGUGCCUACCUCUCUGCUUCUCAUCCAAUCUGCAUCCAGCAUCAAAAGCCAACUUAUAAAAGGCAGAAGUCAUGCCGCAAGCAAAAGUUGUCCCCUGCCGACUCCAGCUUCUGAAAUCCGAGACCCAGGAAGGGCAUUCAAAACAUUUUGUAGAUUCCUUUUGAUCUAAAAGAAGGAUGACAAAAGAACAAAAUAAGACUUUUGACCUCCUCCUUUCUCCCAAGACCACAAAAAUUGGAAAGCAACAGAAGUUAAACAGCAAAUAGUGGAUGGAACCAUUAAAUGUCUGAAAGGGAUGAGAAGCGAAUUUGUUAACACGUAUAAUAUGGUUACAGAGGAAAAAAGUUAUUUGUCCUUCCUAAGCUUGUGGUGUAGUUUUGGAUAAUACUUUUAGCCAGUGCUGUGCAAAUGCAGUGCUUAGCCAAAAAAAGUCCCUUAUACUGGUUUGCUACUUGACAUACGUGGGAGAUUUAACACCUUUAUUUGCUUGGUAUGUGCUCCUUGUUUUGAAGUUAUGUUUGGAAGAAUGCAAAACAAAAGUAGAAUCUUGGUCAAUAUGCAUACUGGUGUCUCACAAGGAGAUAUUAGUAUGCCCGGCCAAUCAUAUCCAGGUUGGAAACCGACUAACCAGGCUGCAAAUGUAAAUUCUCAUACUCACCAAGAGCAAAAAAUUUCAGAACAUCAAGAACAGAUUUUGGCACAGAUGCAACUGCAGCAACAUGAAUCUCUUGCUGAUCCCCAAAAAAGUAACACCUUGGAGAAAGUCAAUCACCCGCAAUUGAAGCAGAAACAAGUACAAGAUGGUCACCCACUUGGGCAGGGAGAACAAAAUUCUAUCCAGAUCAUGCAAUCUCCUGGGAUGCAAUUGUCAGAAAAGAAUUCCGUCUCUACGAGUGAGCUAGGUAGAGUGCAUACCCUUGACAGUGAAUCUCAGUACUUAAAGUUACAGCAAAUGAGCAUUCAACAGGCAAAGGUUCCCAAGCAAGCACCAAAUAGGCCAAACCAUCUUAAACAAGUGCCAUUUGCAUUGUUGCUCCCAGUGAUUCUUCCCCAGCUUGAUAAGGACAGAGCCAUGCAACUACAAACCCUCUAUGCCAAAUUGAAGAAAAAUGAUAUUCCCAAGGAAGGGUUUGUGCGGAUCAUGAGAGGAAUUGUUGGAGAUCAGAUGCUGAAGUUGGCAGUUAUGAAAAUGCAAACACAGCCUCCCCCACAGUUGCAUAUUCAAGGUUCGACUUCAGCUCUACAGCCGCAACCUAGAAUGCAGCCUGCUAGCGUUUCAAAGUUCAAUGACUCAUCUCCGCCAGGCCAAGUCCCAAUGAAUAGAACUGGUCCAAAGUCUGGAGAAGUGGAGCAGAAACCAGAGUCUCGAUUAGUGCAGCAGCAGCAGCAUUUUCAGAACAUGCAGACAUUUCCUAAGUAUGGAGGUCCUGGCGGAGUUCAUCCAUUCAGCGGGAAGAAUGUAAACUGUGCUGCUCCUUCUGUCAAAACAGAACCUAAUGAUUUACAAAUGAAGCAGAUUCCAAUUCAUCAAAAUUUGGGUUCAAUUCAGCCAGGAGGGGCAGCUCAGACAAUGAGCCUGGUAACUGCACCAAAAUUCAAUCAGCAGCAUCCUAACAAUGAUAACAAGAUAGGGCAAUCUUCUGCUCUCCCACCAUUUGCAAGUAAUGUACCACUCCAACAAAAUUCGGUUCCUUGGAAGUUGUCUACUGCUAAAGACCAAAGUUCGGGUGCCGCCUCAUCAUCAGCCUUUGUAAAACAUGAACCUGUUGAUCAUUCCAGCAAUCAACAGAAACCACAGUUGUCUUCCCUUAACGGACUGUCCUCAGUUUCAGCUGGACAUCUAGAGCAAAGAGUUUCCAUACCAGAAACCUCAAGGGACAAUUCACUUGAGCAGCAGUCCCCAGGAACGGGUUUCUUGGCUCCUGCUAUUACUGGGACUUCGCAUCAGGGUUCUCUUUCCACAACGCCAGCUCAGGAUUCUAAUAUCCAGCUAGGCUCCCGAACAGCAUCUGCACCAGCUGGGUAUAAUGCAAGGACACCUUCUAAAAAAACUUCUGUUGGCCAGAAGAAGCCUCUUGAAACGCUUGGUUCUUCGCCUCCUCCCUCAAGUAAGAAGCAAAAGGUAUCUGGGACCUUUGCAGAUCAAAGCAUUGAACAACUCAUUGAUGUCACUGCUGUUAGUGGGGUCAAUCUCAGGGAAGAAGAAGAACAGCUGUUUUCUGGGCCUAAGGAAGACAGUCGAGUCUCAGAAGCAUCCCGGAGAGUUGUCCUAGAGGAAGAAGAAAAUCUGAUAUUGCAGCGGGCUCCCCUGCAGAAAAAAUUGGCGGAGAUCAUGGUCCAAUGUGGUGUGAAGAAUAUAAGCAAUGACGUGGAGAGGUGUCUCUCGUUGAGUGUGGAGGAAAGGUUGCGUGGCCUACUGUGCAAUUUAAUUAGAGUCUCAAAGCAGCGGGUUGAUGUUGAGAGGCCCAGACAUCGGACCAUUGUCACUUCAGAUGCCCAGCAGCACCUUAUGAUUUUGAACCACAGAGCUAAGGAAGAAUGGGAUAAGAAACAGGCUGAAGCAGAAAAGCUAAGGAAACAAAGUGAGCCUGAGGGCAGUCAAGGAGUUGAUGGUGAUAAAGAAAAGGACGAAGGCCGUGGAAAAUCCGUGAAGGCAAACAAAGAGGAAGACGACAAGAUGAGGGCGACUGCUGCAAAUGUUGCUGCCCGAGCUGCUGUGGGAGGAGAUGACAUGUUGUCCAAGUGGCAGCUUAUGGCUGAACGAGCGCGUCAAAAACGUGAGGGAGGAUUGGAGGCGGCAUCUCAGGUCGGUCAAGAUAGCCGAAAAUCUUCAAUUUCUGGAAGAAACAAUAAAGACAAUCAAGAAGCAGGAAAAAGGGGACAAGCUGCAUCUGGGGCCAAUAGAAAAUUAGGAAGGAACCAAGCUAUUGCAUCACAACCGAAGGUAGCUCGUACAAUUUCUGUCAAGGAUGUGAUUGCUGUUCUGGAAAGGGAACCUCAGAUGGCGAAGUCUAGUCUCAUCUACCGCCUUCACAAUAAAGUUCAUUCUGAAACUCGCCACGAAUAAUUGAAGUGGCAAUCUUGGUCUCAGCCAUUUUUAAUUCCUAAUCCAGCUACCUUUUCAAAUCAUUCAAUGAAGUGCAAAAAGCUGUUGAUCCAGAUCGAGUCUCGCCAGUGUACUCAUUCGUGACGGGGAAAACAGGCAUCCUUUUUUGGUUGCGGUAGACACUAAUCUUACUUCAGCCUCUUUGAAGUUA